Labrus bergylta (ballan wrasse) is the source of this 1296-nucleotide messenger RNA. Lineage: Eukaryota; Metazoa; Chordata; Actinopteri; Labriformes; Labridae. The record is from RefSeq and is a predicted model, not a curated record.
AUGGAGCCUCAGGCCGCUAUCACAAAACUCAACAACAGAGCGUUACCAUGGAAGCACUGCAUCCACCUGACCCUGCUGCUGGUGCACCUGAGUUCACCUGGAGUAAAGGCGACCUGUCGUAUCCUGAGAUGUAACUCGGACUUUGUGGCAGCCACGUUGGACCUUGGCAGCAGCAGCAGCAGCAGCGGAGGGGGAGGAGGAGCAGAGGGAGGAGCAGAGGGAGGAGCAGAGGGAGGAGCAGCAGCUCUUAGCAGGGAGGCGAUGAAUGCAGGUUACUGUAGCGCCCUGCGCUCCUAUGCUAUGUGCACAAGGCGGAUGGCGCGGGCGUGCCGGGGGGACCUGGCCUACCACUCAGCUGUUCAGGGCAUCGAAGACCUGCUGAUCCAACACAGCUGCCCCCGAGCGGGGCCCACCGCACAGCCCCGCCCCCUCCCUCAGGGCACGCUGUCGGGGGACGCCUGUCUCUAUGAGCGGAGCUUCUUCUCCAGAGAGCGCCGCAUGCCGGAGUACCUGCACUGCAGCGUCUUUGGAGACCCGCAUGUUCGAACCUUCAACCACGACUUCCAGACGUGUGCUGUGCAGGGGGCGUGGCCUCUCGUAGACAACGAGUAUCUGUACAUACAGGCCACCAGCUCGCCAACAAGGGAGGGGACGCAAGCCACGGCGCUCACAAAGAUAACCAUCAUCUUUAAGAACAUGCGUCAGUGCAUCGAUCAGCAGCUGUACCAGGCCGAGCUCGAUAACGUCCCCGCUGCCUUUGCUGACGGCUCGGUCUGGAGCGGUGAGAGGCGGGGUCACCACAGCCUGACGGUGCGGACCCAGAGUCCCGGCCAACAUGCGGAGAUCAGAGCUGCUCACAUCGGGACGCUGCUGGUCGUGCGUCAGAGCGGACGCUCGCUUGGCCUGUCGGUCCGCUCGCCGCGUGGCAUCAUGGAGGCCUUCGGCCCAGAGCAAGACCUGCAGCUGUGCGUGUGGGGCUGUCCCCCCUCGCAGAGACUCAACACGCUCCGCCCACUGUCACCCGACCCCCCGCCUCCCUUUGCUCUCAGCGCCCAGACUCACUGCGCUGCGCUGCUUCCUGACAGAGACAUCUACUACCACGCCUGUGUGUUUGACCUGAUCAGCAGCGGAGACCUGAAUUCCAGCAUGGCCGCCAUCAACGCGCUGCAGGACGCCAUGAGCAUGAUCUCUGACGUGCAGACGCUCCACCUGCUGCCUGUGGCCUCCAGCCUGCAGCACCAUGCACACCUGGACCUCCUGCUGCUCUUGCUGCUGCUGGGCCUGUCGCUCAGGUGA